Molecule: messenger RNA, 1347 nt
Organism: Ceraceosorus guamensis
Lineage: Eukaryota; Fungi; Basidiomycota; Exobasidiomycetes; Ceraceosorales; Ceraceosoraceae
Exons: 1
Coding region: 155-1246 (363 amino acids)
Source: RefSeq, a predicted model, not a curated record
AUCCCUGCAAGAGGUCUUGGUGGAACUUUGCAAGAUGGCUGUGUUGAUGGGGUUGCCGAGCGCUUGCUGGCCCAAGUCGUCCGAUAUUGCUACGACACGGGCGUCAGAACGGGGGCAAUCCUUACAGGAUCUAUGCUGAGGGUCAUCGACAUCGAUGGAGAUGCGUCGGAGGCAAUGCAAAUCACCUUGCGAACACCGAUCAUUGCGGCCCCCUAGCGCUCGUGAGCUUCAAGCAAGUCUUCCUCGGCCCGCUAUUGAAUCAAGAUACAGCAUGCUCGCGCAGCUUGUCGCGUUCACACUUCACGCAAUGGACCGUGCCCAGCGCCUUGAACCACGUCCACCUCCCAGGGAUACGACGCGGAUGGUCGCAACUUGGGUCACACAGCACUCUCCAAUCCAGCAAGUAUCAUGGCCCCAAGGUCAGGUUCAGCCUGGACCUGUCACGCGGUCGCGCGUGACUUCUGCUAACCAGAAUGGUGGCUGCAGGUCUUACCAGGAUAAAGCAGACCUUGCCAAAGAUCCGGGCCACGGCGUUUCGAGAUCGACACAAGCUGUCUUCAUCGUCGACCGGCCUCUGUUCCGUGGAUUGUGCGCAACUGUACACAGCGCCUCGUGCGAAGGCGCGGCUCAUAAGCUUCUUGCAAAAGUUUAUCGGCUGCCGCACCCAGACGAGGUGGACCUUAUGGACUUCACUGAGGAGCAAAUCAACGAGGUACAGCUCGAAUCGAUUGCACGUCAUGAGGCCACGAUUUACGGACUUCUCUGGGCUGUCCAAGGCGCUUGCGUGCCUCGCCUCCUGGCCACGCUUUCACGUCGGCCUGAUCAUUGGAGAGUUGCGCAAGAGCCAAGCAAAGAGUCCUGCUGCUGGACAUCAACACCUCCACUAUCAGCGUCCAACAUCAGCUCGCCGUCGCUCACAGACUCCCCUGGGUCCUCCAAGAAGCUUGGUACCAACACACCUGCCCCAAGCGUGGAAGUGCAUGCACUGUUACUUGAGGAUGUCGGCAAAGUUCUGGCCUCUCACACUUUGAAAGAUUUGCAGCACACGCUUGCUACCUGUGGCUACACGCAGGCACUUUCUGGCAGCUCCUCAAAAGAAGUGCAGGACAAAGCUAUUGGCGCCAUCCAAGCUGUUUUUGUGCAUUCUGCUCAACAAAUACACAAAUGUGGUGUCCUUCACCGAGAUGUGGCCGCAAGAAUUCUGUGUCUCAGAGUGGUCGAUGGGACGUUGCAAGGCGUCUUCUAAACUUUCACAUGGCCUGUCCCGUGAACACGUUCGACCAACCCAAGGAAGCUUUCGAACAAGAAAUAAAGAACGUCAGCGACGAGUUAGAGCGUACGCUGCUA